AUAUGCUCGUAUAAACCAUGACUCAAAGCAACAAUAAAGAUGGAAAGAGACAGUAGUGAUGAAGCGUUGAAUGUCGUUCAAGAGAAAGAUCUGACAACAUUCGAGGAGAUUACUGAAUACAAGGCUCUGCUACUCGGAUCAACAUUCUUUCCUGGUGGACUAGAGAAUCUCACAGCGGGUAAAUUUGCUGCAACCAGAGAUGAUGAUGAGAGGAACAGGACAGCAAACGCUGAAGCUGCUCUAAGAAAGCUUACUGCGAUUCUAGACAGAUAUCAAGAGCAAAACUAUCUUCUGGAUCCUUAUCUGGAAGCAAUCGUCGGACCGCCUGUACGUGCCUUACAACAAUGUACAUUCCAAUCGCUUAAGGGUGGGGAAGCCUCCUCUCAAAUCUUCGAUGAUGUUCAAAGGCUUGCGAGGCUGCUAUACCACUAUACCAAAGUCAGAGGAUACAAGACCAUUCUACACUUUUUUCCACACACUGUCGAUGACCUAGUACCUACGCUUGGAUUGCUUGAAAGUACAAUCGAUGGCCAAAUUAAAUCGACAUGGAAAGUCCGAUAUGUUUUGCUAUUAUGGCUUUCGCUCAUCUGCAUGAUCCCGUUCGAUUUGGCAAAAUUUGAUAAAGGAUCUUCUACAUCUUCCAACACGACAAUGGCUCGAAUAGAACACGUAGGGAAGCACUACCUUAACAGUCCUGGGAAAGAACGUGAUGCAGCUUCGAUCAUGCUUGGAAAGCUAUAUCAGAGAAGAGAUGUAGAUGAAGAGCAUCUGCGAAACUUUUUGCGAUGGUCGCGUACUUCAAUCUUACCGCCUUCCUCCCCUUCAACUUUCCUUGUGACUGGAAUCUUGCAGACGUGGUGUACAAUUGUCAAGAUAGCCUCUGUUGAAGCUCUGCUCCCGCUCAUUGAAGCAAUCCGAUCGCUUCUGACGCUUUAUUCGUCCGAUGAAGAAGAGGCAGCAGAUGCAUCUGGUGGGUCGGAAUUCGUGAUGGCAACUUCUCUUAGAGACAAUAGUAUCGUCAACAAGUUUAAAGCAAAGAUGGCAUGUCGAUUGGGCCUAAAAAUUCUCAAGCCACGGAAACGUGCAAAUGUGCUUCCUCCUGCUAUGCUUAUGUUUGGCACCGAAAGCCAAGAAAGAGCAGUUGAGAAAGACUUUGGAGAAGAGGACGUACCCGAAGAGGUUGACCGAUACAUUGCUUUAUUGAUUGAUGCUUUGCAAGAUAAAGAUACCAUUGUUCGCUAUUCAGCCGCCAAAGGGAUAUCAAGGAUAUGCAGCAGACUUCCGAACACGUUCAUCGAGCAAAUUGGCGAUGAGAUAACCGGCUUAUUCGCAAUCAACGUUGCCAAUAUUAUGAGUGCAAAGGAAGAUUUAUCCAAUGUGAGCGAAUUCACAUGGCAAGGAUGCUGUAUAGCCUUGGCAGAGCUGGCAAGGAGAGGCUUGCUCUCAGCUGAGACACUAGGAGAGAAGAUGCCGUGGAUCGAAAGAUCUCUGCUUUUCGAUAUCCGUCGUGGGGCGCAUUCGGUAGGAUCGGGUGUACGAGAUGCAGCCUGUUAUGUACUAUGGGCUCUGGCUAGGGCUCAUGAUGCAGAAGCAAUCAGACCGUUUGCCAAGUCAAUUUCGGAAAAGUUGGUUUGCGUGGCUUUACUCGAUAGAGAAAUUUCUCUUCGAAGAGCAGCAAGCGCUGCUUAUCAAGAAUGUGUAGGUCGCCUGAAUUUGUUCGCACACGGAAUCGAUGUUAUUCGCAAGACGGACUUUUACGCAGUUGGCGUGAGAAGGAAUGCAUUCUUACAUUGUUUACCUCAAGUUGCUGAACAUAUCGAAUAUCGUCAUGCUAUCGUCGAGCAUUUGCUGAACACGACAAUUGUACAUUGGGAUGCUUCGAUGCGUGAAUUGGGUGCCCAAGCCCUGGCUAGAGUGGUGAGAUUGGACUUCAGUAUGCUUAUCAAGCAUGUAAGUGAACGUUUGAUUGCGAUGUCGUCCAUCCGUGACCCAUUCACAGUCCACGGGGCUCUGCUAUCCUUGGCGGAAAUUGGUGAGGAUUGUCGUCAUUCUUUGUCCCCUGAAGCAGCUUUGUUCCGGCAAAAAGCCUUCGGGACACUCAAAUCGGUCGUCAAACCAGGCCCGCGUGCUUCUGGAACGAACUUGGUCUUGCGUGCUGCUUGUCAAUUGAUUGCAAGCUGCUCUUCAGCGGAUUCGCUUGCGACAGGGAGUAAUUCUUGGAAAACGUUUGUUGAUCUGACGUUGGAUAGACAGGAAGAGGAAUGCCAUUUCGCGGCUGCGAAAGCAAUUGUGGCUGUCAGUCAAUUGCAAGAUCAAACGAAGCGGAUACGGUCAACCAUACAAGGAUGGAAGAGACUAAAUAUUGCUCAAUCUCAGAGCAACGCCAAAGUGCUGGGAUCCUACAGCUUUUUGCAGUAUGGAGAAGCAUUACAAGAGACUAUCACAUUCCUAAUCUCGCUCGUUGAAGGUUCUUCUCCGACAAAGAGCGCAAAUGUGGAAACAAGACGAAACGCUUAUCAGAGCUUGGCAGACAUCUUUGUUAAUUUAUCGGACAGGUGGUCACACUCCCUUGACGUGGAGACUGUGCAGCAAAUUUGGAAGUGCCUCUUGGGUGGUAUGGAAGAUUAUUCAAAUGAUGCCAGAGGAGACGUUGGCUCUUGGAUCCGCAUAGCGUGCAUGCAAAGCUUUCAGAGAAUCAUUGAGACCUUGACGAAGUAUCCUUGUCCCGAGAGGGUUUACCUUUCACAAUCGAUUUGCGAUGCCAUUUGUGCCGCUCUAGCAAAACAGAUGACGGAAAGGAUCGAUUCGGUCAGGACAGAAGCUCGAAAGGAUUUCUUGUUUGUUACUCGGAGCGUUGCAGGUACGUCCACUCAUAUUGCUGUCCCAUACAAGGAAAAGCUCAACGCACUGUUCCCGCCAGAGCAAGACGAACAAUUGAGCGAUCUGAGCUAUCUGUAUGGCAAGAUCGUUCCCCUUCUCUCGAUCGUUCCACUGCGUGCAGAGCUGUUGAAGGGAAUCGUGCUAGGUAUCGGGCCACAGCGGGAGACGGUUAAUCGUGAUUUAGUGAAGAGCUUGACAGCAUUCUUGAGUCAGUCGGAGGCAGAUCAAUAUGACACAUCCGACAUUGUUAAGGAUUUGACUGCAUUGGCAUUAGCAAACGUUCGCAGUAAUAGGCUGUUUGUCCCGUGUAUCCAGGCAUUCAAUGUGCUUAUAGAGGAAGGCAUCAUCGACGACCGGAUAUCGGAAUCUGGAAAAGAACUUAAAUGCAUCACACGAAUGCUAGACAUGGCAACCCGCAGCGUGAACGUCGUGAAGAGUAUACCCCGCUUAUUAGCAUCCGUUCAAUUCACGACGAAUCUGCUGUGUAUCACAAGUCUACAAUCCGGUGUCAUAACCAACAAGCUCAAAAACUUUCUCUUGCAUCCUUUCCCAAUCAUUCGGUCCACGUCUGCCGAAUUGAUUUAUGUUCAAGGACAAAAUCAUUUGGACAACUUUACGCAAGAAGCCGAAGAUACGCUUUUGUCCACCGAAUGGGCACAGGCUAGCAUCAGUGAGCUUCAACCGAUAGUUGAUGAGCUCAUCAGAUCCCUUUCUUUGGAAUCUUGAUCAUGUACACUAUUCUUUAUAAUCAAUGCAUUGUUCUGUGCUGCGCUUUCUCU
Meira miltonrushii is the source of this 3659-nucleotide messenger RNA. RefSeq names its product ARM repeat-containing protein. The transcript is spliced from 2 exons. Gene Ontology annotation, biological process: microtubule cytoskeleton organization; post-chaperonin tubulin folding pathway; tubulin complex assembly. NCBI's taxonomy places the organism in Eukaryota, Fungi, Basidiomycota, Exobasidiomycetes, Exobasidiales, Brachybasidiaceae. Gene Ontology annotation, molecular function: GTPase activator activity; beta-tubulin binding. The record is from RefSeq and is a predicted model, not a curated record. Bases 40 to 3606 code for a protein of 1188 amino acids.